GACCGGGCGGAGUUCUGUAACAGUCGGUAGCCUCUGUGUUGAGACGUUGGUGCUCUUCUCUCCUUUUGAACGCUUAACUUAACAGCGGAAGGACAGGUAUACGCAGUAAAUUAACUCUUAACUAUAAUAUUUUUUUUACGACUUUCCCAGUUAUUUUCCUUUAGAAAUAUGUGGGUAUAAUAUUGUGUUUGGAUGGCCAAGCGACCCGUAGCUGACGACGGAAUGCUGCCUUCGCCGACAUUUCUCAGGGAUUUUGGGAGCGUGAACAUGGACUGCAGCAGCGACGGAGUGGAGGAGGUUUCCUUGGAGGAGAUACUGAACCUGUACAGCCAACCCAUUAACGAGGAGCAAGCCUGGGCCGUUUGUUACCAAUGCUGUCGGACAUUAGCGCAGAGACACCGCAGGAGAUGCUCCAAAGCUGCCGCAACGGCGGUGAGCGGUGUGCGCAGGAUUCAGGGACCCGGGGACGUGAUGAUCGGGAGGGAUGGGGCUGUGGAACUGCACUUUGAGGAGAGCACAGAUGAAUACAAGGCGGCCCCCACCACGUUGGAGGUUAUCGACUCACUCGCCGUUAUGAUCUAUAAAGCUCUGGACUACGGCCUCAAGGAGAACGAGGAACGUGAGCUCAGCCCGCCGCUGGAGCGGCUGAUCGACAUGAUGACCAACCACGAAGAAACCGAGAGCGACCCCUGUCCCGACGAGGGCUAUGAGGCCACCGAGGAGGAGGACGAGUGCGAGGAAGAGGAGGAGGAGGAGCUUGUAACUGCCUCCACCAUCUGUACUGUCAGCAGCAUACGCAGCUAUAAAGAUGUUAUCUUGCUGUGUUCUUCCCAUCUGCCCAGCCCUUCGGACGCUCCCAGUCAUUACCAGGCCGUGUGCCGAGCUCUCUACGCCGAGUCCAGAGAACUAUGCACAUUCCUGGAAAAGAUCAAGAGUGCCAAAGAGAACCUCCGUAGAAUGGAAGGUGAUGCUCAGGAGGAACCUGGUAAAGACCUCAAUGAGCUGCAAAAUGCAGACUGGGCAAGGUUCUGGGUGCAGGUGAUGCGCGAUCUACGACACGGCGUGAAGCUGAAGAAGGUUCAGGAACGCCAGUACAACCCUUUACCCAUCGAGUUCCAGCUCACACCUUAUGAAAUGCUGAUGGACGACAUCCGCUCUAAACGUUACAAGCUAAGAAAAGUCAUGGUAAAUGGAGACCUCCCUCCAAGGUUAAAGAAGAGCGCACAUGAAGUCAUCCUGGAGUUCAUCCGGUCACGACCCCCUCUCAAUCCUGUUUCAGCACGUAAACUGAAACCCCACCCUCCUCGACCCCAGAGCCUCCACGAGCGACUUCUCGAAGACAUCAAAGCCGAGAGGAAGCUCAGGCCGGUCUCACCAGACAUGGUCCGCAGAACUCGUCUGGGCGCGGGAAAAAGCAUCAGCACUCCACAAGACCUGUACAGAAGUUCAGACACUCCUGAUGCCCCCAGGAAGUUGGCAGUCAGCACGCAGUCUUUGGCCAACGGCACCACAGGGUCAGGUCAAAGUGGAGUUCAACCGCUCAGUCAGAGGAAGAGGCUGCUGAAGGCGCCGGCGCUGGCUGAGCUGGACAGCUCUGAUUCUGAUGAGGAGCCCACACAGAGCAGCUCCAGUAUGUCCACGUCUCUGAUGGAGGACACGUCUCCAGAGUCUGCUCCAAGCAGGAAAGCCCCUCCAAAGUUCCUGCCCAUCUCUGCUACACCACAGCCGGACAAACGUCAGUCUCCUCACAGGCGACACUCCAUAGAGAAGGAGGCUCCCACCACUGUCCACCCGUUCCUACCUCCAUCCAAACAGACCUCCAAGUCUUUGGUGGGAGCUGCCAGUGCCAGUGGUGCACGGGGCACGGAGGAUUUCUGCUACCCAGUGGAGUGUCUGGCUCUGACGGUGGAGGAGGUGAUGCACAUCAGACAAGUCCUGGUCAAAGCUGAGCUGGAGAAGUUCCAGCAGUACAAAGAAGUGUACAACGCUCUCAAGAAAGGAAAGCUUUGUUUUUCAUGCCGGACCAAGAAAUUCUCCCUGUUCACCUGGUCGUACACCUGCCAAUUCUGCAAGAGACCUGUGUGUUCCCAGUGUUCUAAAAAGAUGCGUCUCCCCUCUAAGCCGUAUUCAACUUUACCAGUUUACUCUCUGGGCCCCAGUGCUCUGACUAAAGAGGCAGCGUCUGCACCAGCAGAGCCUGGAAAACACUCUUUUGAGUCUGGACACACUCGGAACAGUCUACGGAGGAGUGGCCACAAAAUGUCCAGACAGAGCAGCAGCAGCAGCAAAGACGGCCAAUCACAGGAUGAACUAGAGCUGCCCAAGGAGCUGACGGAGGACUGGGUCACCAUGGACGUGUGUAUUGACUGCAAAAAGUUCAUCACCGAGAUCAUCUCCUCCAGCAAGCGCAGCCUGUGUGUGGCCAGCAAGAGAGCCCGCCUCAAUCGCAAUCGCAUGACCCAGUCUUUCUACGUGUCAUCGACCAGAUCUCGUAACUUCCAGCCAACAGAGCGCACGAUCAAUGAGGUGUAGAGUUUCUGCAAGAUAAGGUUCCCCACAGAGACUGGUUCAUGUAGUUUUUGUAAAUAUUGAUUUUCCAUAAAAAUGAAUUCCUCAAAGCUGGUCUGUCCCUCCCCAAAGGUAGAAAAAGGUUUUUACCUUAUCCUGUCUCAGGAAAUGUUGGCGAGCUGUUCUCAGUCUUGACAUGUCAGGAUUCAGCUGUAGCCACUAAAUGAUAAAGAAGAGCCAUGUUUGUGUCGGAGGCAGUGAAAAUUCAGGUCACGCUGGUGAUGUUGUGGGUGUUUUUGGGCUGGUAAGGAAGACCAGUUUAACAGAAUGUACAUUUGUCAAAAGAACAAAAUCAAACGAUGCCCAGAGUCGGAAGUGGCACAGAAAUUGUAAAUAGAACCGACGUCCAACCUGAAUUUUAGAUAUCGGUCAGUUUUCUAGGUCCUGUUUACUUCUUGCACUCAGGAAGAACAACCGAUUGUCUGUUGUUGACAGAAAUGCACUGUAGAUCCUCCUGUCAGGUCUGCUGGGGUAGAACUCAGUCGCUCUCCUCCUUCUACUUUCCCUCAAUCUUCCAGCAACAAUUAUGCCAAAUGUUACAUCUUUCACUUCUCGCUCCACGCAAUGUAUCGUCAUUAUAACGUAACAUGUUGCAGGGUGAGAACAGUUAGUUUAUUUUUUUGGAUUUGGACUAUUUAUAAAAACUGUAGAUUCAUUUCUGUGCCUGGUGCCAAAAUGUAUAUUUUUCUUUGGAUGCCUUUUGUAGAUGCAGACCUGCUGUACAUAUAUGUGAUAAAAUGGAAGGAGAACACGUUGGGCUACAUGUACAGAAACACAGAGAGGUGGGUUAUGAAUGUGUGUAUAUGCUGCAUAUGUUAACUGUCCAAAAUUCAAAUUUAAUAUAAAAACUUAAUUAUGUAGUAUAAUUUAAUCAUGUCAACCCAAGUCUCCCAAAGGGGUGGUCUUUCAUAGAACUUUAUUUCAAAUCGUUUAUUAUUUGCAUCAUUAUAUUUGUCUGCAUAACCGUAUAAUUUUAUUCCUGACGUAUAGUUUGUAAAUGUCUCAGUGUUAAUAUGAUGCUAAACCGCAAAUAGCACUUUUAUCAGACCAAGUUAUUUAUGUUCUGUUUGUCGUAAUUACUUAUAAUAAUAACAAGUCAGUUGUUACCUCCAGGUCCCACAGUGCCAACUGGCUGCAGGUCGAUUCACAGAUAUUUGAACAGACACUACACUGACGUGAUUGUAACUGUCACUACCGUAAAACACUACCGCACUAUAGACGUCCGUGACGGUUACUUAUAAAAACACCGUCGAUAACGAGCCUGUCCGUUGACGUCAUGCGCCAGUAAAUUAGUACAUUUGAUCAGUUUUAUUUUAAAAAAGAAAUCUCUAUGGAAUGUGUGCAUGCUCUACUGUGACUUGUCACUUUUUAUCAAAGAAAUUCUAAUAAAAUUUGGAUGAUUCUUAAA
Molecule: messenger RNA, 3976 nt
Organism: Cynoglossus semilaevis (tongue sole)
Lineage: Eukaryota; Metazoa; Chordata; Actinopteri; Pleuronectiformes; Cynoglossidae
Gene: spire1a
Product: spire-type actin nucleation factor 1a
Exons: 18
Coding region: 193-2532 (779 amino acids)
Biological process (GO): cleavage furrow formation; actin filament network formation; intracellular transport
Cellular component (GO): cytoplasmic vesicle membrane; cell cortex
Molecular function (GO): microtubule binding; actin binding
Source: RefSeq, a predicted model, not a curated record